UAAAAACUGUCCACGGCCGGGAAAGACCGUCGUUGAAUGCUGUAGCUAUCACUACGAUGUCCUGCAAUGUGUCUGUCUUUACAAGCAAUCGAAUUAUCAACCUUCUCAUGUAGCAAGCUGCUUACCUGAAACCUCAUUUUUGGAUAGAGUGAUAGUAGAAGUCUCAUUUCAGUAUGAAUGAGCCAGAGGGACUGCGGUUCAGGAGGCUGAACAGACCACAGAUUAUCACAGACGAAUUACAGGAACCCCAAUACAAGGGCACCAGUACCUACAGUGGAAAGGUAUUCCGUGUGACCCUGGUGACCCUGGGAGGAUGCCUGAUCCUUCCAUUGCUUGUAGUCUUUUUUCUGCUCGAGUCUCCUAUUCACCCUGAGCUGCUCAGCCUCAAUGAGCCUCCCCUUAUGUCUGGGUGUUACGAGCCCAACUUUAAGCUGAGAGAAGCACAGCGGCUGUUUGAGGACCAGCUUGUUGGCCCAGAGUCCAUUGCCAACUUCGGAGACGUCAUUUACACAGGUACGGCUGACGGGAAGAUAGUGAAGAUUGAAGGCAAGAGCAUCACUGUUAUAGCCAGACUUGGCAAGCCACCGUGUGAUGGAUCCCGUGAGCAGGAGCCUAGCUGUGGACGACCCCUGGGUAUCAGAGUGGGUCCUAACGGUACCCUUUUUGUAGCUGACGCCUAUCUGGGGCUGUUCGAGAUCAACCCUGUCACAGGUGAGGUGACCAACCUGGUGUCGGCUGGGCAGAUGGUUGGGGGCCGGAGGCUCUCCUUCGUCAAUGACCUGGAUGUAACACGGGAUGGGAGAAAAGUGUACUUCACAGACUCUAGCAGCAGGUGGCAGCGCAGAGACUACCUUCAUCUCAUCAUGGAGGCCACAGCAGAUGGACGUGUGUUAGAGUACGACACAGAGACCAAGGAGGUAACCGUGUUGAUGGAGAACCUUCGUUUUGCCAACGGGAUCCAGCUUUUCCCUGAUGAGGAGUCUGUGCUGGUGACUGAGACUACCAUGGCUAGGAUUCGCAGGGUCCAUGUGUCAGGUCUAAAUAAAGGAGGAAUGGACACAUUUGUUGACAACCUGCCUGGUUUCCCUGACAAUAUCCGUCGCAGCUCUUCUGGAGGGUACUGGGUGGCCAUGUCAGCGGUGCGGCCCAACCCUGGCUUCUCCAUGCUGGACUUCCUGUCCCAGAAGCCCUGGAUCAAGAAGCUCAUCUUUAAGCUCUUCAGCCAAGACAUGCUGAUGAAGUUUGUGCCUCGCUACAGCCUGGUGAUAGAGCUGCAGGAGAGCGGGACGUGCGUGCGUAGCUUCCAUGACCCCCAUGGCAUGGUGGCGGCCUACGUCAGUGAGGCACACGAGCACGACGGCCACCUCUACUUAGGAUCUUUCCGCUCCCCUUACCUCUGCAAGCUGGAUCUCCGCAAGGUGUGAGCUGAGCACAACCACUUUCUCAGACACGACCCAUAUAUGAGACUGCUGUCUGCCUACCUAACACCUCACUACCUAGUCUGUUUUCCAAUAACAGCAAAUACAUCAGAAUUGAAAAGAAUGGCUUCAUGCUUGAUAUGCUGCAUUUGCAUUGCUUUUCACCAGCUUCAGGAAAAAAUGGACUAGUCUUCAUUAAGUAUCUGCACUAUUAAGGCGCAUUUGACUGGAAUGCAUAUCCAUCCUUUCUAGUCUUAUCAGCCUACAAUUAACGAUUAACCCUUUAAUUUCUGUUGACAGUGCAUCUCAGUAGUUUCUCAAGGAAUGUUUUUUUAUUUAACCAAAUAGUCUUUGGGCCAAAUAGUUUGCCCAAAAAUCCCCAUGUAAGUACAUUGUCUUUCAGGUCUGUGUUUUAGGUUGUUGAAAUGUGCCAAAUUUGUUCUUAUUUUUGUUUUGCUUGUUUAAACCGUUCAGUAUCUCAACUUUUAAUUUCAUUUUUGCACUAAGCUCUCAUCUCACCCUUAAAUAUAACUGACAAUGUUAUUAUUGUACUUGGAGAAUUUCAAAGACUUAAUUUUAUCAGUUGAAAUACACACCGACUCAGUAUUAUUUUAGGAAUGCCACUUUGAACUGAUUUAUUUUGUGUAUAUUUAGAAAUCCAAGAUCUUGUUCAUCAUAAUAAAGGUGAUGCAAAAAAGA
This is a messenger RNA of Oncorhynchus masou masou (cherry salmon), 2117 nucleotides long. RefSeq names its product adipocyte plasma membrane associated protein (gene apmap). Gene Ontology annotation, molecular function: arylesterase activity; strictosidine synthase activity. Bases 174 to 1424 code for a protein of 416 amino acids. Lineage: Eukaryota; Metazoa; Chordata; Actinopteri; Salmoniformes; Salmonidae. The record is from RefSeq and is a predicted model, not a curated record. Gene Ontology annotation, biological process: biosynthetic process. Gene Ontology annotation, cellular component: endomembrane system. The transcript has 9 exons.